Molecule: messenger RNA, 2817 nt
Organism: Monopterus albus (swamp eel)
Lineage: Eukaryota; Metazoa; Chordata; Actinopteri; Synbranchiformes; Synbranchidae
Exons: 7
Coding region: 160-2574 (804 amino acids)
Source: RefSeq, a predicted model, not a curated record
CUAUUAGCAGCUGCUCGGUUCGGCUCGGAUUAUGUGUGACAACACAGGAUGUAAGAUCGGUAACACGUAGCUCCUGAGUUGCUAACAGAUACGAUGCUAUGGUUAGCCUUUGUUCCGCUGGCUAGCACUUGGCAAUUAGUCUGAAGGUGCUCUGUUACCAUGGAGACCACUGUUACUGUGCAGAACUACACUGACGUUUCCAUGGCAAACAACACAGAGGUCCACAUGUCAGACCAAACCUCUUCUCCUAUUGAAGAGCUAACAAAGCCAGCUGCCCGCCAACCCCGCAACCGAGCCAGUGCCACCGGGAGGCGGAGUCAGAGAGGGAAGAGGCGGGGCACCGUGAACAAGAAGCGGGGCCUGGUUGAUAAGAGGCGUGGUCAAAAGGAUAAGAGGCGUGGUCAGGAGGAGAAAGGGGGCGUGACAGUGAAGAGGACACUGAGUGGUGGGAAACGACGUUGGGAUAAGAAACAUUACUGUGUGUUCUGUCGACGGCCCCAGGUCAAGAUUGCUCGUCACCUGCUAAGAAAACACGCCGAUCAACAAGAAGUGAUGGCCGCCAGCACUUUGCCGACGGGCUCCAAACAGCGGCACCUACUGCUGGAGCACCUGCGCUGUAGGGGCAACUACCUGCACAACAUUGAGGUGAUCAGACAGGGCAGGGGUGAGAUUGUCCCGCGACGUCAACCCACAGAGGACGUUGAUGCGAGGAACUACCUUCCCUGCCCGCUCUGCCUCGGUUUCUUUCUUCGCGCUGAUCUCUGGAAACAUCAGGUUUGCUGUCGUAAGAAGCUGGCCUCCGACUCCACCUCCACCAUCUCUGACCCCGUGAUGGACGCAGCCUCUGAUUCCAUGGCCUGUGAUCAAGCAGAGGAGAGGACCUCAAAGUCCACAGAGGACACACCUUCUGAUCCCUCAAGAAACGCAAUCACAACAGACCAGACUGGUACCUCUGAGACUGGGACCAAACGGCCCAUGCCCUCUGACCCCAGUGGUGAUCAGAAUGUGAUCCCUGACCCUGGUGUGGACCGACCUAGGAAGCGCACCAGGGUCCAGGCUGCAGCGUCGCGCCUCCUCCCAAUUUCCAGUGGAGCAUCUGAGAGCUGCAGUGAAGUCCUUCACCGCAUGAACCUGGACCAUGUCUCAUACCAGGUCAAAUCUGAUUGGUUGAUCUGUAAAUAUGGAAACCAGUUGAUGGGAAACCAAGAUGGCAGCCAGAGGAGAUAUGACUACGUCAGUCAGAAACUGAGGGAGCUCGGCAGGUUCCUCCUGGCUGCUAAAGCUCUGGACUCUUCUGUUCAGACCCUCCAGGACGUCCUGACUCCUGGCCACCUCAACUUGGCACUGGCUGCUGCCAGAAAGGCGUCAGGAUACCGGUGGACCCGUCCCCCACUGGCAGUGAAGACAACACUGAAGACAGUCUGUGAGAUCGCUAUUGGAGAGAGUCUGCAGGAUGGAGACUGGGAGGCUGCAGCCAAAACUACCGACUUCUACCACAUGUUGGGGAGGGACUGGGACAACCUGGGGCUGCUGCACCCUGACCCAGCUGCUCCAGAAGGAGGAGCCAAGAUGAAGAAACGAUCUGUCCAAUCAAGAAGUGAGAAGUGUAAGAGCAGAGAUGAAGAGCAGUCUGACCCCAGACCAGAUGUCCCAUCUAAGAGCAGCAACAGACUGGUGACAUCCAUGAUUCCACCAGAGUCCAGACUGCAGACUCCUGUCACAGUGCCCGUGACCCCGAGGAAGGUUCGACGUCGCCCGUGGUCGUCCGCAGAGAAGGAAGCGGUGUGGAGACAGUUGGGAGCCCAUGUUCUUUUCCAGUCCGUGCCGGGGAAGGAAGUCUGUCAGCGAUGUUUGGACCUGGAGCCUGUCCUCAGAGGGCGACACUGGAAAGACAUCAAGAACCAGGUCCACAACCAAAUACAGACCCAAAAGAAGCAGCAGUUCCAUGCCCAGAUGGACCUUCAGGGGAACCAGGAACAAGACCAAAUUCAAAACCCGAAGAAACAGCAGCCACAGCAGUACCAGGCUCAAAUGGACCAACAGGGCAAAGACCCCACCCAGAACCAGAAGAAACAGCCGUGCCAUGCCCAGAUGGAUCAACAUGACCAGGAAAACAUUCAGAAUCAGAGGAAACAGCAGUACCAUACCCAGAUGGACCACCAGGACCACCUUCAAAUUCAGAAGAAGCAGCUGUGUCAUACUAGACUUGACCACCAAGACCAUAUCCAGGUGCAUAAGAAGCAGUUGUACUCAAUGGACCAGCAGACCCAGGGACUGCAGACCACGCUGGAUCAGGACACGACUAUACUGACAGAUACAACUUAUGGACCUGAUGGGCCCCAUCGAGCCCCAGGACAUUCACUUGUGGAGCGGGACCUUAUUAUAAGUCCAUACCCACUUCCACAUCGGGCCCCGGGGCCUCACAUGGACCAGCUGCUGUCUAGAACGGAGUGGACUGACGAGUCUUUGGCCCAGAACUACCCAAUCAGCAGGCAUCUGGCCAGGAACCUGCUCCAGGAUGUGCCCCAAGGAGGACCACUCCCCAAUCCACACUCUGGACAUGUCCACUUCUGAUGGCUGAGGUCCUGAGCAAAUGACUUUAUUAGAUCAGUAAAGAAACAAUGUCUCUUUUUUGUAAGGACCAGAAAACAUUGUUAUGGUCAGCUGUCCAUGAACAUCCUGUUUUUUUCCACCACAGGAACUUACAGACCCAGAACAUACUGCGUCCAGUUCAUUUAACCACAGUGAAGUUUGAAAAUCGCAUGUAAACAGAGUCUGAUGUGAGACGUAUUUAAAUAUUGAUAUGACACUGAAAUA